AUGACGGAUGUCGCAGAUGUGCAACGAAAGUCCAUGUUGCUUGUCAUCCCCCUUGAUGAUGUUGGAAUGCUGGUGAUUACUAGAAGCGCAACAAAUGUGGCAAAGAGCUUCGACUCUCGAGUCACAAUCGACGCGAGAGGCGCUACUUCACGGCACAGCAUCCUGGCAGAGUCAGUGCGUGAGGGCCUCAACUCCCGCGUCAUGGACGCGAGAGGCGCUACCUCGCCGGGCGGUCUUGUCGUGGCAGAUAAAGGUCAAUACGGUGAAAGUGCCUGCAAAUGGGGACUCGCAACUUGCGUAAGAGGUGCUACCUUGCAGGACAAUGUCCUAAUGGUAGAAGUACGUCGACUGGCGAUCUGGACUUGA
This is a messenger RNA of Laetiporus sulphureus 93-53, 366 nucleotides long. RefSeq lists its product as uncharacterized. Bases 1 to 366 code for a protein of 121 amino acids. The record is from RefSeq and is a predicted model, not a curated record. Lineage: Eukaryota; Fungi; Basidiomycota; Agaricomycetes; Polyporales; Laetiporaceae. The transcript has 4 exons.